GACCGAGUCACUCCACUCCCAUCUUCAAUAAACAUCAUCCCACUUUUGCCUGAUAGCCAGCUCCCCCCCCCUCACUCAGGUUCAUCCAUCCGAUCGCCAGUCCGUUAGUUUCUCGGAAGAUACCACAAUGUCUAACCCUACUGAUGUCGCUACUCAGUUCGUUCAAUUUUACUAUGAAAAAUUUGAUUCGGACCGGAGCCAACUAGCACCACUCUACCGAGACCAAUCGAUGCUAACUUUCGAGGCGAACCCAUACGUUGGAACGACGAACAUCGUCAAAAAGCUCCAGGAAUUGUCGUUCACCAAGGUCUCUCAUCAAGUCCACACGCUCGAUGCCCAGCCCUCUAACUCCUCCAACCCAAGCAUCAUCGUCCUCGUCACCGGUGCUCUUCUAGUCGACGGUGAAGAGAACCCCCUCAAGUUCUCUCAAGCGUUCCAUCUCGUUCAGGAAAAUGGGACCUACUUUGUCCUCAAUGAUGUUUUCCGACUCGUAUUAGGUUAACCUUGACAAUAGUACUGACAGUGACAACUAUCAGCCCUGGUAUGAAAUUGUAUGACAGCCACUUGAUUAGGGAAUACAUCGAUGUAUCAAGGAUUGCUUUUGAAAACGAAACAAAUUAUCAGUUCCACUUAAUUUUGAGGCAACACUGGCGCAUUCCAAAGACCUUGUAUAAACUGAGGCUUGCGCUUCUGAUGAAUCCGCAAGUUAGUUCCACUUUACGG
Molecule: messenger RNA, 723 nt
Organism: Puccinia graminis f. sp. tritici CRL 75-36-700-3
Lineage: Eukaryota; Fungi; Basidiomycota; Pucciniomycetes; Pucciniales; Pucciniaceae
Exons: 8
Coding region: 128-502 (124 amino acids)
Biological process (GO): protein import into nucleus
Cellular component (GO): nuclear pore central transport channel
Source: RefSeq, a predicted model, not a curated record